AUGCCACUUCAUGCAAUGUUUAGAUCGUUAACCAAUAAGAGAAUUCGUGUGACUCUUAAAAACAACAUUGUCUUAUCGGGUAUUCUUAUAGAUAUUGAUACAUUUUCAAACAUUAAGCUUUCUCAGUUAAUUAUCGAAGAGAAUCCCGAUACGAUUUUUAUUCCCUUUACUAAUACUCAGAACAUCUUCCUACGUGGAUCGGCUAUUCACCAUAUCUGGAUCAAAGAACAAGAUGUGCAAAUGAACCAGUUAGAGGACUCAGUUCGCAAAACUCUUCUUUAUCGCUCUUUAACAGCUACUGAAUCGGAAAAGGAUCCAUAA
Molecule: messenger RNA, 321 nt
Organism: Nematocida homosporus
Lineage: Eukaryota; Fungi; Microsporidia
Product: U6 snRNA-associated Sm-like protein LSm2
Exons: 1
Coding region: 1-321 (106 amino acids)
Biological process (GO): mRNA splicing, via spliceosome
Cellular component (GO): catalytic step 2 spliceosome; P-body; U4/U6 x U5 tri-snRNP complex
Molecular function (GO): RNA binding
Source: RefSeq, a predicted model, not a curated record